AUGCUGGAGGAGGCAGGCGAGGUGCUGGAGUCGGUGCUGAAGGCCUCAUGCCUGCCGCUCAGCUUCCUGCUCUUCGUGCCCGCCGUGCUUCUGCUCCUGGGCCCGCCGCCCGCCGCCGAGGCCGCCCACGAGUUCACGGUCUACCGCAUGCAGCAGUACGAGCUGGGCGGGCAGCCCUACGGCACCAGGAGCGCAGUGCUUAACACAGAAGCCCGCACUGUAGAAGCGGACGUCCUGAGCCGCCGCUGCGUCAUGAUGCGGCUGGUGGAUUUCUCCUAUGAGCAGUACCAGAAGGCUCUCCGCCAGUCAGCUGGUGCUGUGGUGAUCAUCUUGCCGCGAUCUAUCUCUUCUGUCCCACAGGAUGUUGUAAGGCAAUUCAUGGAGAUAGAGCCGGAAAUGCUUGCUAUGGAAACCAUUGUGCCAGUCUACUUUGCAGUGGAAGAUGAAGAGCUGCUGUCUAUCUAUGAACAAACGCGGGCUGCUUCUGCAUCGCAGGGUUCUGCCUCAGCUGCGGAAGUUCUGCUGCACACAGCAACUGCCAAUGGCUUCCAGAUGGUGACCAGUGGGGCUCAAAGCAAAGCUGUCAAUGACUGGCUCAUACCCAGCGUGGAGGGAAGGCUAACGGGGCUGGGUGGAGAAGACCUGCCCACUGUUGUGAUAGUUGCCCACUAUGAUUCUUUUGGAGUGGCUCCAUGGCUGUCGCAUGGUGCUGACUCCAACGGCAGUGGUAUCUCAGUGCUACUGGAACUAGCCAGGCUGUUUUCCCGGCUCUACACCUACAGACGUACCCAUGCUGGGUAUAACUUGCUGUUCUUUGCAUCUGGAGGUGGCAAGUUUAAUUAUCAAGGAACCAAGCGGUGGCUGGAAGACAAUUUGGACCACACUGAUUCCAGCCUGCUGCAGGACAACGUAGCAUUUGUUCUCUGCCUUGAUACUCUGGGCCGAGGCAAUAGCCUUCACCUCCAUGUCUCAAAGCCUCCCAAAGAGGGGACCUUGCAGCAUGCGUUUCUGAGAGAACUGGAGAUGGUUGUUGCCAGCCAGUUCCCAGAGGUGAAGUUUUCCAUGGUGCACAAGAAGAUAAACUUGGCUGAGGACAUGCUGGCAUGGGAGCAUGAGCGUUUUGCAAUCCGACGCUUGCCAGCAUUCACCAUCUCCCAUCUGGAGAGCCACCGGGACAGCCUGCGCAACAGCAUCAUGGAUAGGAGGGCACGAAUAGACACUAAGGCACUAACCAGAAAUACUAGGAUCAUUGCUGAGGCUUUGACAAGGGUCAUCUACAACCUAACAGACAAGGGAGCACCUGCAGAUCUGCAGAUCUUCACGGAUCAGAUGCAGAUCCAGCAGGAGCAACUAGAGUCAGUGAUGGACUGGCUGAGCAGUCAGCCCAGGGCUGCCCAGCUGAUUGAUAAAGACAGCACCUUCCUCAACACCUUAGAAUAUUAUAUGGGUCGCUACCUGAAGGAUGUCAAACAGCAUCAUGUAAAGGCAGACAAACGGGACCCUGAAUUUGUUUUCUAUGACCAGCUGAAACAGGUGAUGAAUGCAUACAGGGUCAAGCCAGCAAUCUUUGACCUACUUCUGGCUGUCUGUAUCGCAGCCUACCUUGGUGUUGCCUAUGUUGCAGUGCAGCACUUUGGUCUCCUUUACAAGAUGAUACAGAGAUUAUCCCUUAAAACCAAGCAGCAGUGAAGCAACGAGUCAUCACCCAUACAGCAGCACUGAGCCAUUGGUGAGCCCAUCAGGAACCUUCUGCCUUCCAUUGAAUCCUGCUGUUUCUCUUCCUCUGUCUCCUCUUUGCUACUCUAUAGAGGGGAGGAAGGCAGAAAGAAAAUGAAAUUUUAACUCUUGUGCACCUUUUAAGUGCUUUUCUUCACCUUCUUCCCCUGACUUGCACCAUGUCUGUUUUCCUUUGCUUUUUGGCGAGGGAGAGGCUCGGAGACUUCAGUAGUUCCUGCAGGUUGUUUAAACACUGAACGGCUGAUUCUGAGCAGCUUCUAUGAGUGUAAAACCAAGUCCAGCACCUUCAUGGACACAUAUGCCAUACAGCCAACUUGGAAACUGAAACUACAGAGUAGAGUGACGUGUUAUCUCUGCCCAGCAAACAAGGACUCAGAGCAGUUGUUUAAAAGAAAAAAAAAAAGUGCACACGCAAAUUAAAGAGAAUACUAUUAGCAUGUUUUCUUAUGGCACCUCUUCCUUAAGUUCACUGCCUGGCUUUAGGAACGUGUGCUGAGCAAGCAGUGUCUGCAGCAAGCAUCUUCCUGCAUUUUGUUUAGACUGUGCAAUAACUCAUUCCCUUAUAGGAGAUGCACUGUAAACGAUCUUGACUGUUACUGACAGAAUGAGGAAAGAUUGUUAAAACGGGUUCCUUGCAUUAGGGUUCUUACCAGGACAGGUUCUCUCCUGUCUCUAUUGGAGGAUGCAUUUUGCUGUGUACUUGAUUUCUCUUAAAGUUUAUGGUCCUUGAACAGUUCAUGGCUGCCACCGCUCUGUGCUAAACUCGUGCUUGGUUUUUAAGGGGUGUUCUACAGUCCCAACUGCUGCAGGAUCGUCUUCUGUGCUGUUCCAUGUAUUUAAACGAGCUGGUUAUAUUAAUAGCAAGAGCAGUCCAGCUCCUGCUGAGCUCUGGUCUGUAAUCCCUUCAAUCUUCAUUCCUCAGUUUUCACUUCCAGAUGGGUUCUGGAUUUUGGGGUGUUUUCCCAUGUUCAACUGCAUCUCAGGGUCUCAUUUCACAUUUUUCACCUCUGUUAUUUCUGGAAACACUGUUCCUGGCCUGCACGUAUGAGCAAAGUGCUUGUUGCUGUCCUUUCAUGUGCUGCCCCCAGUAUGUAUGAAGGGAGGCAGGUCACUUAGCCAUUAAAAAGCAAAACAAAACAAAAAAUGAAGUUUUAUGAAUGUCAUUUUAAACAUGGCUGUUUCUAGAACUGUACCUAAGAGAGUGUAUCUUCGAACACACUCUCUGUUACUUUUAUCCUUGAGCAAGCCUUAUUUUUAGUUUGCUGAUGCUUCUGGAUGGAGAGCACUAUGUAGUUGCCCAAAGUAGUUGCCAGUGCUGGACAAAGACCAGGAGGGCCGGGUAACCAGUUGCUCAAGCAUUGUCAUCAUCUUAAGUUUAAGUCUUUCCUGAAUUCCACCAUCCAAGGUAAGCAGGAUACUUGUCACCACUUUCUGGUGAGAGCUGAAUGCCCUUUCUGGGCAGUGUUGCACUUUGUUUACCCUCAAGUUUUUCUGGAAAAUAUGUCAAGAUACUGAGUACAAGUCCUAGGCUAGUUGUAGUUCUAGAAGAUGUCCUGAUUGAAUACUACUGUCCUGCCACUCAACAAUAUUUGAGUCCUUUCUGUAAUUUGUUCUAUGCCCAUGAGGUCUCUUCACAGGCCACGGUGACUACCUUUUUUUUAAAAUGACUACUUGUAUUUAAAAUAGCUUCUUUUACAGAGGCUGAAAAGCUCUUGUGGGUUUGAAUGAAGGUCUACCCUUUUUUUGUAUGCAAGGAAAAUUCAAGCCGUGCAGCCUUGUCUGCACCACAGCUGCUGUGCAUGCACUUGUUAGAAAAGGGGUUGUUGCGGCCAGUCACUGUCCUUGUCGUUUGGAUGGGGACCAAAGCACUGAUGUCCAUCAAUCUUGGUUUGUUUCACUGUAGUCUCCUUCAUGGAGUACCCUUGCCCCAUGCUGUGUGCUUUCUGCCACUUUAAAUGUGUAGCAACUUGUUCUUUAAAGAGUCUUUUCUUUUCCAGGAGAGCACGCUGAUGUCAGUGGCUCACUGUAGUAUCAGCAGGUGGCAUGGUACCAAGCACUCCUGAAAUAUCAGCCCUACAGGGAAACUUGCCUUUUUCUGAUCUUUUGAGUGCUUAUUUAAAAUAUGUCUCUGCAUGCAUGAAGUGUUCGUGACACUCCUCUGCCAAAUGAAAUUAUAAUGACUUCAGAAAUUGCUGGAGUAGCUGGAAGACGAGCCUUGAUUGUUUUCCACUGGCUUUUAUGCUCUGCCCUUAGAGACUACAUAUGUUGUGCUAUGGGAAGGUGCAUGCUCUGGACUGUGUAGGUUCAGAACAUGCACGGUACAGUGGCUAUCUGAAGAACUUCUCUGUAGGUUCUGAAUAUCUGGAAGUAGUUUCAGAGGCCUCCAGCUGCAUCAUACAUUUCUAGUGUGUUACACUUGGAGAGCAGAUUACUUAACCAGGCUUAAUGAAACUCCAUUACUUCACUGAGAAAAAUAGAAAAACCAAAAUUACUAGCAAUCCUGCUGCAGUUUGACUUGAUGAAUAUAAAAUUUGCAAGUUGUGGGCAAGAGAGAACAGAACAGGCCCGGAGCAUUCUUCCUUGCAGUGGAGACUGUCAACCUUUGGUCUUCCAGAUGAGAAGCUCAAAGUUCAGAGUCAAAAACUUCCACCGAGGCAACCUGGUGUGGUUGCAGCUAUGUCCCUGUCAAGGUUGUAGCAUUAGAGCAAACACUUUAGCUCCUUGUGGUCUCAACAAUAAACUGUUAACACUUGUGAUGCAGUGCCAGAAGCCAGUGGCAGCUAUCUAAAAGAAAGGUGGACAGAGGUAAAUGAGGAGAGUUCAUAAACCUGAAGGGCAGUUGGGAUAGUACAUCGCGCUCUCCCACACGAGGGUAACUUCUCCUAUAAUCUGAUUGGAUGCAUUUUGUGUAUCUCUAGCUGGCUGCCAUAGAAAGUAGUUUUUACUACAGAUAAGGGUUUAUGCUUUUGAUCAAAGUGCAUGUGCACUGAAACAUUAUAUACGCAAAUCUGAGAUAGUCCAAUUCCAGCUUUCUCAUAGCUGGAACAGAGUGCCCAUCCUGGGAGUGAACUUAGUUGCCACAUUGCUGUUUCCUUUCGGAAGUUGACAGAGAAGCUGGUAAAUAGACCCUGCUGUUCCACUAAGUUUUGAAAAAACAAGAAAAAUGGUGCUGAUCUAUACUGCAGCAUGUCUGAUCAAUUCUGUCACCAACACGACAGGCAAAGGCAGAAAUCCAACAGCUGUUCUGGUAAAAUGAAAGUUCUCCACAACAUUGCAGAAGAGCUCCGUGUAGCUGAUUCUUGUUGCCCCUAUUUUUACCCAUCCUUUUUAUCAGGAGUUUGCCUGGCCUGGAAGGAAGAAGCAUGGAAAGCAUAUGUCCAUGUAUACACAAGAGGCUAGCAGUUGAUGCUUCUAGCCAUAAAACAUUUUCUUUGCUAUCUGUGUGACUCUACCUGUUGUCCUGGUGCUGUCACAGUCUGCAGCUCACAAAAACCUGGUUUUCCAACAGGGUUUAAGCACUGAAGCUGUUCAUUCCUUCUGUCCACUCCCACCCACACAGGCACUUAAUGCGGAUUGUAUGCGAGUAGUUUGGACUAUUGUAGUUGAUGUCCCAAAUAAGAAAGGUUGGCUCAUUGUUAUGAAACAAGUACUACUGUGCAAUAUGAACUCCACCCUUGUACUCGGUGCUAAGAGGAAAGACCCUGAAGCCAAAAUGGAACUAGGUACCCCACUAUCUGUGGCUGGAGGAGUCACCACAAUCUGUUUAGAUGUUUAAAAGCACAGAUACCCAAAAUUGUU
This is a messenger RNA of Gymnogyps californianus (California condor), 5535 nucleotides long. It is a transcript of the gene NCLN, whose product is annotated as nicalin. The record is from RefSeq and is a predicted model, not a curated record. Bases 1 to 1689 code for a protein of 562 amino acids. Gene Ontology annotation, cellular component: endoplasmic reticulum membrane. Gene Ontology annotation, biological process: regulation of signal transduction. NCBI's taxonomy places the organism in Eukaryota, Metazoa, Chordata, Aves, Accipitriformes, Cathartidae. The transcript has 15 exons.